CAUGAGCUGUAUCGAGCUUCUGGAAAGUUUGAGCUCCUGGACCGCAUCCUGCCAAAACUUCAUGCUACAAAUCACAGAGUUCUACUUUUCUGCCAAAUGACCACUCUUAUGACAAUCAUGGAGGACUACUUCAGCUACCGCAACUUCCAGUACUUGCGUCUUGAUGGAACAACAAAGGCUGACGACCGAGCAGCUUUGCUGAAGAAAUUUAACGAGGAAGGGUCUCAGUACUUCGUCUUCCUGCUCAGUACCAGAGCCGGUGGACUCGGUCUCAACCUGCAGGCUGCCGACACUGUUGUCAUUUUUGACAGUGACUGGAACCCACACCAGGACCUUCAGGCUCAGGACCGGGCUCACCGCAUCGGUCAGCAGAACGAGGUGCGUGUCCUGCGUCUCUGCACCGUUAACAGCGUGGAGGAGAAAAUCUUGGCAGCCGCCAAAUACAAACUAAACGUGGAUCAGAAGGUCAUCCAGGCAGGCAUGUUUGACCAGAAGUCCUCCAGCCACGAGCGACGUGCCUUCCUGCAGGCCAUUUUAGAGCACGAGGAGCAGAAUGAGGAAGAAGAUGAAGUCCCCGAUGAUGAGACCCUUAACCAGAUGAUAGCCCGCAACGAAGAUGAGUUUGAGCUCUUCAUGCGUAUGGAUAUGGACCGCCGCCGGGAGCAUGCGAGGAACCCAAAGCGAAAGCCUCGUCUCAUGGAGGAGGACGAGUUGCCCUCUUGGAUCAUUAAAGAUGAUGCCGAGGUUGAGCGGCUCACAUACGAAGAGGAGGAGGAGAAGAUGUUUGGGCGAGGAUCACGUUGCCGCCGGGAUGUGGACUACAGUGACGCACUGACUGAAAAACAGUGGCUACGGGCCGUUGAGGAUGGAAACCUGGAGGAGAUGGAGGAGGAGAUCCGUCUGAAAAAGCGCAGACGCAAGAGGCGUCAGGACAAGGACUCAUCGAGCAGAGAGGAUGGGAGCUCCAAGGCCAAGAAGAAACGAGGACGUCCACCAGCUGAGAAACUCUCCCCCAACCCCCCCAAACUCACCAAGCAAAUGAACACCAUCAUCGAUACAGUCAUCAACUACAGAGAUGGGGCUGGACGACAACUGAGUGAGGUCUUUGUGCAGUUACCAUCCAGGAAGGAGCUCCCAGAAUAUUAUGAACUUAUCAGAAAACCCGUGGACUUUAAAAAGAUCAAGGAUCGUGUGAGGAACCAUAAAUAUAGGAGUGUUGGAGACCUGGAGAAGGAUGUGAUGCUGCUCUGUCACAACGCCCAAACCUUCAACCUGGAGGGGUCCCAGAUAUAUGAAGACUCUAUUGUCCUUCAGUCCGUGUUCAAGAGUGCCAGGCAGAAGAUUGCCAAGGACGAAGAGAGUGAUGAUGACAGCGAUGAGGAGGAUGAUGAGGAAGAUGAGUCUGAGUCUGAUGCCAAGUCAGUGUGGGUUAAGAUCAAGCUGAGUAAGGAGGGACGCAGCAGUGACAAAGGGAAGAAGAGGCAGAGCCGAGGGAAAGCCAAGCCGGUGGUCAGUGACGACGACAGCGAAGAAGACCAGGAUGACAAUGAUCAGUCAGACAAGAGUGACGACGAGUGAGGACGUGAGGAUAUUGUUUAUAUCACUUAUAAACAAAACAACGUUAUCUUCCAUCAAUGUCUCUUCAGGUUAUUCUCUGUAUCUUUUCAUUUGUCAUCUGUGUGUCCGUCUGUGUUGUGUUGUUGCACCUUCACCUACCAGCUUGGAAAUAUAUUACUAAUAAUCGAUAAGCUACAGCAAUAUCAAUCAGCUUGUAUUCCUGUUUCUAAGACAAUUUUGUAGUAUAUUUUUUAACUGUGUGCUUUAAAGGAGAUUUCAAUUGUGUAUGGAAAAAAAACAGAAAAGAAAAAAAAGAUUUGGUUUUCAUAAACGCUUUUGCUCAUUUUGUACUUGCUUGCACUUUUCGAGAAUCAAAUAUGAAUCGCCAGAUUUUUAAGAAAUAAAAUAUAUAAAAGUAUAAAUAGCCGAGGACACCUUUAGUAAAUUUGAAAAGCCACUGGUGAUAAAAACGAUGGCAAUCAAUCAAGUUUAACGUUUUUGGAUCAGUUGCUUGACAUUGUGUAGUACCCAAUUUUGGAACAUAGAGAAGUGUUUACUAAAGCCCACCCCCAAAAUUACGUCUGUCCAAUUAGAGCUAAGCAACUGUUACUCAGCUCUGCAGUCCUGUCAUGUUUCAGAGUUCCUCAUGUCAGUUACACAAACUAAAGAGCAGAAAGUGUAGGACAGUGAUAAUACUGUUUGUCAUCUGCUUUAACAUACUGUAUGUUGCAAAUGAUUGUAGAUGUUGGAAGCAUCAUCUCAAACUUCUAUCCAUAAUCAAAAACCAGACAGUAACUAUGAGGGGUGUGGUUUAGCUGACAGUCAUUACUGAAACAACACAAUUUUGAAAGUGUCAAAUAUUUCUCAACUUAUUGUCUUUUACAGCCAGCACAACAAAAUGUCACUUAUGCCCAAUGAAAUUUGUUCCACUCAAAGUGCUUUUCAUUUUACAGCUUUUAUUAAAAGUAGUGUAACCUUGCAUUAUGUAGGUGGCACAUGGUUUAGAUGAGUCCCUGUGUUUCAUGUAUCUUUCUUGUAUUGCUCUUACAUGUUGUCGUUUAUCAGAGCUGAAGCUCUGAACUUUGUUGUAACAGUUUCCUUCACUUAAAAAGAAGUGUUUGAGUUGUUAAGAUUGAGCGACUGACCUUCAGAAGAAUCUAUUUCUUUGUUGGUAGCACAUUAACGGGGGAAACAAGUUGUCUUGUUAAAUAAAAAGUGUCUUCAGUAGCAGUCCAUGUAGCUUUUUAAAGCAUCUGAAAGAAUGUUGCACCAUGUGAUGGUCGCAGCAACAACACGAAUGUAGAGAACAAAUGUUUGGCUUGAAAAGAUGGUAAACAAUAAUAAAUACAAAAAAAAACAGUAUUAUGGGAUUAGAAACAGAUUUGAAAAACAUUGAAUAUAACAGUAUUUUAAACUUUGUAUUGGUUUAAACAUUUGUUGAGGUGUUUGUGUUUCUAUAUUAGCCCUCAUUUAUUGAUUUCAAUGUUGCUUGUAGCAUGACCUCUUUUGGCGAUAUCCUGUGAACAUGCAGAUAUAUAAUUUUUUGUUUGUGUAACAUGUGCUUGCCGACUCUUCAUAGUGUGGCUUAACCUUUGCUUUCUUUGCACAGUGUCUUUGUGGUUGUAUUUCAUGGCCAAGGGCAAAUAAAAUCUCACGGAUUUUCAGCACAGAAAA
Molecule: messenger RNA, 3231 nt
Organism: Labrus bergylta (ballan wrasse)
Lineage: Eukaryota; Metazoa; Chordata; Actinopteri; Labriformes; Labridae
Source: RefSeq, a predicted model, not a curated record